This is a messenger RNA of Schistocerca serialis cubense, 3368 nucleotides long. RefSeq lists its product as uncharacterized. The record is from RefSeq and is a predicted model, not a curated record. Bases 2742 to 3086 code for a protein of 114 amino acids. The transcript is spliced from 2 exons. NCBI's taxonomy places the organism in Eukaryota, Metazoa, Arthropoda, Insecta, Orthoptera, Acrididae.
UCUAAAGGAAAAAAAAAAACACAAUAACCAGGAAGCCGAUGUUCCAAAUCUGAAAAGAAAAUGAUGUGAUUCCUGCUCAAUGUCAAAGGACAAGAAAGUGAAUCAACAAUGUGAUGGGUGUCACAAGUUUGUCUGUAAAGAACACGCUAGGUUAAGUGUGUUGUGUAAUGAUUGUUGAUCAUAUGACACGGAGAGCAAGUAGGAGUGUAUUUCUAAUAAAAUUCCAUGGUGGAGGAGCAUCGUAAAUGAACUGAACAAUGGAGUCUGCACCAGGAAAGGCACAUGUGUGCGAUUUGGUUUAUUGAAAAGAAGUCAGACACCCAAGUUCAGAGAAAUUUCAGAAUGUGAAAUGGGAAACCACCACUCUCUCAACCAUCCAUAACAAAAUGGCACAUGAACUUUAUGGAAAUGGAAGUACGGAUUUGAAACACAAUGUAGGCGGGCCAAGGAGAAGUCACAAAGAUAUGACAAGAAUUCAGCUGGUUUUCCAGCAUUCUCCACAGAAGUCUGUCUGUAAGGCAUCAAAAGAAUUGUGAAUCCCUUGUAUGACAGAGCACUGGGUGCUCUGAAAGUGUCUUCAUCUGUUUCCAUACAAACUGCUUUUCAAGUAGUAAAGGGUACAGCACUCAGUCGCAAUGAUGUGUAUUGUAUAUCUAGAUUUCAGUCACUAUGUGGCCAUCUUCAUUGCUAACAAAAGGGUGAAGAAUGAGUUACAAUUAGAUAAUGUGUGUGCCUUAUUAAAUGUACAGUUGCAUAAGCUUUAAAUGUAAGUCAGUCAUAAAAUAUGUACCAGUAAAUGUAAGUUAAAAUAUUGAAAACAGAGGUUGAGUUCACACUGAAGCUGCUGUUUACAAUUACAAAACUGCUUUUUUCAAUGUACAUGGUAUGAUUGUGGAUGAUUGCUGUCCCUAUUUUCCUCUUCUGACAAAAUAUCCAAUCUGGCGUUUCACCAUCAUUAGCCAUCUCCGAGGUGUCUAUCUCCUCCUUAAUAUUUAAACAAUGACAAAUAUGGCAAUCAGCAUGAACAACCAAUAGGUGUGACAUUAUAGGCCAAUUGACACUAAAAAUCAUGGCACCAUCAAGUCAUGGCACCACCAUGUCAAGGUGUAUUCGCACUGUCCAUCAUGUCGUGUCAUGUCCUAUCAAGUUCAUUCAAGUCACUUGAUCUCAACUCGCAUUAUUGUCCUCAACUUUUUUUGCAAGACCUGAAAUCUUUGCAACAUGAUUUUCAACUGUUUUAAGAGCAAAGUGCAUAUACAUAGUGCGGCAGGGUAUAUACAUGGAUGCUGGAGUGCACAUUUGUCCAAAAAUGCCAUUUAUUGGGCUCAAAUGGUUUGCAGGUUGUAGAGCUAGCUUGUAUAUUACAAAGGGAAGACAGAAGUGCAAAAUAACACAAAGAAGAGUGUGGGUCCAAAAAAUGUGGUACAUAAGGGGAAUUUCACACGCUGUACAAGGAACCUGAGGAAGAGGAAUGUGUAUUUUAUAUUUUAGAAACUUGAAGCAUAGGUUUUUUUUCAUUUUUAUGUCGAAUUGCACCCAGAAUUAUUAAAAGGAUCACAUCUUGUAAAAAAUAGGUUUGUUAAAGUUAAUUUUAAUUGGUAGCCCAUUGCAAAUUUUUGUGCAAUAGCCAUAUCUCUCUCAGUACCUUUCCUUCAAGAUUCAUUGAUUUUCUUUGCAUCUUGUAUUUGGCCUGUAAUAAUACCAGUGCCUUACUUGUACUGGGUUUAGCUAGUGAAGCCACGUCAAUAUUGACCACUGAUGCUUGCAAAACUGUUUCACACACAAUCCAGAGAGCUACUUAACAGUAAUAGCAGAAUUAUAGCAAAAAUUAAAUGCAAGUUGUAGCCAUAUGGUAAUCUAUUUCAUUGUAAAAUGUUCAAUGUGGUACCAGUAUGUAUAAACAUUCACUUCAUGUAGUAGAGAUGUAGUAGAGAUCAAGUAAUGUAGUAUGCUCAUGUCAUACAAUUCAGAAUGCUACCUAACUGCUUCAAUUAACCUUUCAUCAUUUCUUAUAAAUUUUAACAAAAGAAAUAACAAAAGGAAACUAUUUUAACAAAUAACAUACAACUGAUAUCAACUAUGAAAAUCACAAUGAAAUGAAAUAUGGACAUCUGCAUAUGGCCAUGUAUCAGAAGGGAAUGAGCCUGGGGGUCAUAUGAUCAACAACAAUGGAUGAUGUCAACCGUCAAAACUCUCUUCCCGAGAAACCUUAGCAGUGGCAUGACAUGGUGUGAUGGAACAGGACAGCCAAUGUGGAUGCUGUCACUGGAAAUGCAUUGCACAAUGUUUCGACGGGAUGGGAAUUUGUCAUGACGUGAUGCGACAUGACUGCCAGUGUCUAUUGGCCUUAAAGCCUCAUCACCUAUAACCAUUUCAUUAGACAAACAUUGAUGGAGAUGGCAUGGCCUUCAACUAUGCAUUUCAAUACAUAUGAAAACUGGCACUGCCUAACCUCAUAAGCCACUCAUGACAAUUGCACAUAGAGGCAUUGUCAUUUGUUUCUUGUGAAAUGGCUGUAGGGUAUGAGGCUUUUAUGUCAUGCCUAUUGGUUGUUCAUGCUGACUGCCAUUUUUGUCAUUGAUUAAAUAAUGAGGAGGAUAUGGACACCUCACAGGCAGCUAAUGUUGACAAAAUGGUGCCAUGAGAUAUUUUGUCAAAAGAGGAAGAUAGGAAUGAUGUGUUAUCACUGGAAGUGAAGGAGUCACCAUAGACUAUGAGCUAUAGCUAUUCAUCAUGAUAAAAUGUGUAAAUGGAGAAUGCAGUUGAUAGAGUUGUUCAACAGUGAACUUAAUUACAGAGGUGUCACCAAGUACAAAGAGCGCAUUAUAGCCAGAAACUUUGAUUCAUAUGCGAAGCAAAUGACAGUUUUCUGGCACUGUGAUAUAAAAGAUGAGACAAUGUUUCUCAAAAAUAAACAAACUAAUGCACUAAUUGGUAAAGUAGUUACAUAUGAAUACAGAAUUAAUGUGAAGAUUGAAGGAGAUACUAAUGAUAAUCAGGUAUCAAAGAAGGUGUUUGAAGAAAGUUGGGGUGUGGAGCAGGUGUGCAUAUGCAUUUCUAAUAAACUUGGCAAAUUUAGUUUGUAAGGAUUUGAUUUGGCAGGUGUGCCUUGGCGCUGGUGUACUGGAAAGAAUGCAUAUUAGUUGACACAAGCAGUAAAUGGGAGAAGUCAAUUUCAGUUGAUGCUGUUGAAGAAUGGCCUGGUUUUGCGGAAGCAAGCAAAGCUAAAAGUACUGUAUUUUCUGAUAAUCCCUUUUAUAUUGGUGUUCUUGUCAGUUCUAGUGAAGCUAAAGAUAAUGAUAAUAUUCAAACUGUGAUGAAAUGUUUCAUAUAUGGUAAAGAAUGUUGUUUAUCUAACAUUUUGUAAA